Chlamydomonas reinhardtii is the source of this 9047-nucleotide messenger RNA. RefSeq lists its product as uncharacterized. The transcript has 43 exons. NCBI's taxonomy places the organism in Eukaryota, Viridiplantae, Chlorophyta, Chlorophyceae, Chlamydomonadales, Chlamydomonadaceae. Gene Ontology annotation, biological process: regulation of DNA-templated transcription. Bases 202 to 8739 code for a protein of 2845 amino acids. Gene Ontology annotation, cellular component: nucleus. Gene Ontology annotation, molecular function: chromatin DNA binding; histone binding. The record is from RefSeq and is a predicted model, not a curated record.
UUCACUUUCCGAGUAAUGCAAAUGCAGCGCCCUGCAAACUUUAUGAACUGAGAUUUGAACAAGCGAACAAGAGGUUUCGCUCCGCCCGUUGAUUUGCUCUUUUUCGCGGCCUAACAAACGAUAAUGGUAGACUAGUUAUAGCAACGCACUGAGCGAAGGCACACACGCUGCCGGUCGGCACAUGACCCGCAAACUUGCAAAAUGGACCAGUACUGGAACCAGGUCUACCAGUAUUACAGACGACUUGGCCAUGCUGAUGCCAACGCGCGGGCGCUCACCGCCCAGGCACUUCAGCGUGCUGGUCAUGCUGCGACAAGUGUUCAGCCAGCGCCCACUCCUGCGCCUGCGCCUGCUGCUGAGAGGCAGCCGGUGACUACUGGAGCAGGUGCCUCGAGAAACAGCAACUACACGGCGGCUGCCUUGGCGGCAGCUGCGGUCUUCGCGGCAGCUCAGCGCCAGGUGACAGGUGCUGUGCCGGGCUCUGGGGGCCCAGCCGCGGCCGCAGCAGCCCGGCAAGCCGUGCCGGCGUCGGCCUUCGCCAACCGGGUGGCAGGAGCAGCAGCUGCGGCAGCACCGGCGCUUGCAGGAGCUCAGCAGGCGGGCGCGGCUGCAAGCGCCUACGCAACCCAACAGGCGGAAGCUGCGGCACGGCUGGUGCGGAUGCAGCAAGAGCAAGCCGAACACGCACGACGGGAGUGGGAAGCACGGCAACGGCAACUGCGGGAGCGGGAGCAAGAGGCACAGCAGCAUCAGGAAGCCGCGCAGGUGCAUGAGGAGGGAAAUGCGGACGACGAGGGCGGUGACGUGGACAUUUAUGAGCAGUACCAGCCGGCCAAGGUACUCGAGGGGCCGCCGCACCCGGACCCCAUCGUGGAGACGGCCUCGCUGGCGUCCGUGACGCCGCCCGACAUCACCUACAGCCACCACCUGCAGGACAACCUGGCCCGGGCCGAGCUGUCCAACGCGCAGCUGGAGACGGUGCUGUACGCCUUCCAGCGCUUCGGGAGGAGGCUGCCCGAUGGCUCGCGCGCGGGCUUCUUUCUGGGUGACGGCGCGGGUGUGGGCAAGGGUCGACAGAUCGCAGCGGUGAUUAAAGAGUUCUGGGCCACGGGGGGGCGGCGGGUGCUGUGGGUGUCCACGUCGAACGACCUGCGCUACGACGCCCGCCGAGACCUGGCUGAUCUAGGUGUGGCUGAGGACCACAUACCCGUGUACCCUCCACGCAAGGACAACGUGCCCUCCGGUUCUCUGGCCGCUGCCUACCCGGGCGGGGGCGUGCUGUUCGUCACUUACUCGCUACUGGUGUCCAAGGGCUCUUACAAGCCGCCGCCGGGGCCACGAGCCCGGGGCGGUGCGCGCAGCGGCGCUGCCAGCGGCAGUGUGGGCGGCCGCGGGCGCGGCCGCGGGCGGCGCGCCGGCGGCAAUCCAGGCGCGGCGGCCGCAGCGGCCGCCACUGCGGACGAGAUGGGACAAGCGGCAUCCGCACUGGAGCUGAAGCGGGCCGAGGUGCGGCGGCUGUUCGGCGCGGGCAGCCGCCUGCACCAGAUCGUCGGCUGGCUGGGCGGCGAGGGCGGCGGAGGCGACUGCCUGAUUAUUCUGGAUGAGUGCCACAAGGCCAAGAACCUGCUGGACGCGGCCGGGAACUCCAGCCAGACUGGGCUGGCGGUGGAGGCGCUUCAGGACCAGCUGCCCAACGCCCGCGUACUGUACAGCUCCGCGACUGGGGCCAGCGAGCCGGACAACCUGCGGUACAUGGUGCGGCUGGGUGCGUUCGGCUACCCGCACAUCAGCGACAUGAUCAACGCGCUCAAGAGGUCUGGUCUGGGCGCGCUGGAGAUGUUCUGCAUGGGGCUCAAGGCCACUGGCACCUACGUCAGCCGCACCCUCAGCUACAAGGGCGCCGAGUUCAUCACCGAGGAGCUGGAGCCAGACCCCGUGUUCAGGGUCAUGUACGACCGCAGCUGCCGGCUGUGGGGGCUGCUUUGGAACGUGAUGCGCCAGCUGCCGCGCGCCGCCGCCAAGAAUCGCGGCGGCCGCGACUCCAAGGCCGCGCUGUUCUGGUCCGCGCACCAGCGCUUCUACAGGCAGAUGCUCAUAGCCAGCAAGGUGAAGCGCUGCGCCGAGUUGGCGGCUGAUGCGCUCCGGCGCGGCAUGUGUGUGGUGGUGGGGCUGCAGUCCACGGGGGAGGCCAACCUGGCGGCGGCGCGCGAGGUGCUGGCCACGGGGCUGGGCGAGGGCGGCGACGGCGGCGCGGGUGACGGAGAGGACUUCGUGUCAGCGCCCAAGAUGAUCAUGCACAACUUUAUUAGUCAGUGGCUGUUCCACUUCACGGUGCCGGUGGGCACCCUCAUGGACAAGCGCAGCAUGCAGAAACUUCAGGCUGAGAUCUAUCGCGUGUGUGUGGAGUGGCGGCAGCUGCCUUCCUGCGAGGAGGAGGCGAUGAAGAUGGUCAAGCAGGAGAAGCGGCUGGCCGCAAUGGAGGCCGCCCGGCUUGUCCGCGAGCAGCGCACCGCCGCAGCCGCCGCGGCCGCCGCCGGCACCUCGCCCACUGCCGCCGCCGUGGGGGUGGGUGCAGGCACGGCCGAGGCGGCCACGUCCGCCUACGGCGCGGCGCGGCGACUGGGGCGACGGCCGCGGUACGACGAGGACGAGGCGGCCGAAAGGGAGGCGGAGACGGCUCCGGCCCGGAUGCAGGAGCAGGCGCCUGACGCCAUGGAUGUAGACGAUCAGGGAGGCGGCGUGGUGGCAGCGGCACGGGCCGGCAGCGGGGAUGUGGAGAUGGCAGACGUCGGCGCAACUGAUGGCAUUGGCACGCCCGCUAGCGAUGUAGCCGAGGACACGGGUGCUGGUGCUGCCGCUGGCGGCGCUGCCGGUCGGAAACCGCAGCCGCCAGCGCACGAGUCUGACGCGGACGAUGUGGUCAUGGAGGGCGAGCGCUCCCUGGACCAAGUGCUGGCGGAACGCCGGCGCCUGGCCAUCCUGGCCGGAGACCUCAUUGACCUGGCCGAUGACACCGAUGACGAGGCGGCAGCAGGGGCUGGUGGAGCCGGGGGGGCAGCCGCUGGCGCCGGAGCAUACGGCUCAGCCGGAGCAGCGGGCGGCGCGGUGCAGAGCAUGCGCGCACAGCGAGAUGCAGAGUGGCGGCGGCUGCUGGAGCAGGCGGACGCGGAGGAAAUGGCUGCGGCGGCGGCGGCGGAGACGCGGCGGCAGGAGGAGCGCCGGGCCAAGCUGCAGACCGCGCUGGCUGAGGCUCGCUCGCUGCUGGAGGACCUGCAGAAGCAGGUGAAGGAGCUGGAGGCCGCAGAGGAGACGGCAGCAGCCGGCGCCAACUCGCGUGGUGGCUUGCCCGCCCCUGCAACUGCUGUUGCAGCUGGCACGGCAGCAGCAGCAGCACAAGUGGCGGCGGGAGGCGCGGGGCGGGGCAAGGCUGACAAGGAGGGAGGCGGCAAGCCAGGCAGCCGUGGCGGCAGCACAAUUGAUGGCGAGGCGCACCUGGAAGAUGAUGUGAGCGAUGGGGAUGAGGACAAGAAGGAGGAGGCGCGUCACGUGCGAGCCCGGCGCGAGACCGGCGGCGCGGCGGGUCCCAGCGGAAGAGGUGCCAAGACCGCGCCAGCGAAGGGCCGCAGGCGCGGCGCCGCCGUGGUCGAUGAAGACGAGGACGAGGAUACGGAGCUGGGUGCCACCAAAGUCGAGGGAAAUCCCGCCUCAAAGUCGGCCGCCUCCAAGAAACCAGCGCCCAAGGCCAUCGGUGCCAAGGUUGCAUCCAAGAGCAAGAUGGGCAACGUAGCGAUGACGGCCUCAACCGACUCAACCGUGUAUGCAGAGGGCGCUGACCAGGCCCCAGCGGCCGACGGAGCCCUGCGGCCGCGCCGUGCGGCGCAGAUGGCGGCGGCUCGCAUUGACGCCAUCAACCGUGGUGAGCCGAUUCCGCCGAAGCCGCCACGAGGGCCAUCAGCGCCUCCGGCCAAGGCGGGUGCGGCUGUGAAGUUGGAGGCAGGGGCAUUGAAGCGGGCCGCAAAGCCUGCUGCUGACGGUGCUGCUGCGGGCCCGGCGGCUGAGGCGGAGUCGGACUCGGUUAUCAUCAUUGAUGACAGCUCAGAGGACGAGGACGCGGGCACGGGCGCCGGGUCCGGCAUGCCCCCAGCAGCCGCUGCAGGCCUGCAGCACGAGCAGCAGCCAUCUGGACGGGCGGUGGCGCAGGGAGCCCCUGCCGCCGCUGAACUGGCAGCUGCCGGGGACGGCGCUGCAGCUGAUGCUGCUGGCGAUGGCGACCAAGACGAUGACGUGAGCAGCAUCGGUGAAGAAAUCUCCAACCCCGACGAGUCCGAGUACCAGCCCGCCACAGAGCUGAAGGAAGACGCCGAGCAGCCACCGCCUCCGCAGGCGGAGCCAGGGCAGCCAGGGCCACAGGGGGCGCAGGAGCAGCAGCCAGGGGGCGGUGCGCGGGCGGCGCCGGAUACGGCGCGGCAGGCCGAGGCAGCAGCGCAGGCGAAGACGUCGGAAAAGGCGCGGAGGCGCGACAAGGCCGAGGAGGAGGCGGAAGGCGAAGGCGCAGACGAAGACGACGGUGCCGAGGCCUCGGAGGCGGGAACGGCAGCUGAGGCUGGUGAUGACUGUGCAGAUGAAGAUGAGGACGAGGAUGAGGGCUACGACGACACGCUUUGCGCGCGAUGCGGCGGCGGUGAUGACCCCGCCAGCAUCCUGCUGUGCGACACGUGUGAUGCGGGCUACCACAUGGCCUGCCUGGACCCGCCACUGGAGGAAAUUCCGGACGAUGACUGGCACUGCCCCAAGUGCACUGCCUCAGAUGUGGCCCAGGCGGCCGCUGCAGGAGCUGCUGCGGCAGCCGCACCAGCAGCGGCCCCAUCCACCUCCGCUGGCGUGAAGCGCAAGGCGGGCGACGGGGGGGAGCAGGCCGCGACAGGGCUGGCGGCUGCAGCCGGAACAGCGGGGCCAGUCCAGCAGGGCCCGCUUCAGGACGGUGACUCCAAAGAGGAGGGUGGCGCCGGCGCAAAUCAAGCCCGCCAACCAAAGCGCCUAAAGACGGUACUGGAGUCCUUCGCCGCAGCCACCGGCGCCCGGGCAAACGGUGAGCCUAGCAGCGGCAAGUCGGCGGCGGCGGGUGGUGGCAGGCGGCAGGCUUCUGCGAUGGAGUUGAACACGGAAGCGGAUGGGGGCGCGAAGGAGGAUGAGGAGGGGUUGGAGUGCCGCACCAGCAGCCACGCCACAGCGAGUGGGGAGGAGCAGGAGGAGGCGGGGGCAUUGCCACCUCGCGGCAAGCGCGGUGGGCGGCUGACGAAAGGCGCCGUGCAAGUAAGAGUGAGAGGCGGUGCCGGCGCCAGUGCUGGUGGUUGCGCGAGAGGUUUGCGCGCCGGGAUGACCGGCAAGGGGAGAGGGCAGUGGCGCGGCACCAGUGCGUCGGCGCGGCGGGGGCGUGCCGGCACGCCGUCUGCGGACGGCGAGGAGGCGAGCGAGGCUGAAGCCAGCUCUGCUGCGGGCGAGGGCAAGGAUGAGGACGAGGACGCUGCUGCGGCGGCCAAGGGCGGCGCACCCGCUGGCCCCACUGCGAACCUGGCCGUGGGUAAGAUUCGCAUGCAGCUGCGCAUAGUGCGGCAGCGGCUGAAGGACGCGGCGACUCGCGCCGCCGCCGCGGAGCGCGACCUGGAGCAUUUCACCCGUGCGCUUGCGGCAGCCGCAGCUGCGGCAGCGAACGGUGGCCGCCGUGGCCGCACCCGCAGCCGCAGCGUCACCGCGGACGACGAGGAGGAGAGCUCGGAAGAAGAGGAGGAGCAGGUGGAUGAGGGCAAGGACAAGGCGAAUGGGAGAAAGCGGGCAGCCAAGCACGCCCGCGGGGGCAAGGCGAAGGCCACGGGGAGAGGGCGGGGCAAGAAGCAGGCGGCCGCUGGCAGCAUCAACAGCAGUAGCAGCGCCUCUGAUGAAGACGAUGACGGCUCCGAGGAGGAGGUUUCGGAGUCGGAGUCGGAGGCAGCCAGCAGCAGCAGCAGUGGCAGCAGCAGCAGCAGCAGUGGCAGCAGCAGCUCCGAGGAGGAGGAUGCGGCUAGUGAUGAGGACGCGGCAGCGGCUGAGGCCCAGCGCUUGGCCCGCCAGCCCGACCCAACCAAGUACCGUCACGCCGCGAAAGCCAAGCCGUUGGGGAAGCUGCCUGGAAGCUGGGCCGCGCCGGGUGGCGGCGGUGACGACAGCGGAGCUGCUGCCGCUGAAGGCGGAGGCAGCCGCUGCAAAGGCCAGAGCAAAAAGGUCGCCGGCGGCAAGGGCAAGGGCAAGACGCAAGGUGUGAAGGGCAACGUUCGCCACCAGAAGCGGCGUACGGCAGGCGCUGGCGAUAGCAGCGGCCCUGAUGAUGAUGACUCUGACGAGGGCUCCUCCGACUCUGAUGACGACUCGGACGACAGCAGCGUGUCGCUGGUGACGGAGGGCGGGGAGGAAGGCGGCGGUGAGGGCGAGGCUGACCACAGUGACGGCGGCGUAGAGCUGAUUGACGAGGAGGACGAGCGCAUGCGGGAGCGGCGGCGCACGCGGGGCCGUGGCGGUCCAGGUGGGGAAGCAGGAGGUCAGGAGGCGGGCGGCGCGGCACUGCCGCCGGAGCUGCGCAAGUGCCGGGCCAUGCUGCUGCGGCUGCUGGAUGCGCAGGAGCUUCCUCUGAACCCUCUGGACCAGCUGCUGGAGCUGCUGGGCGGCCCCGAGGCUGUGGCGGAGAUGACGGGGCGCAAGGUGGCGCAGGUCCGAGACGAGGAGACCGGCCGCGUGGUGUGCGUGCAACGCCGCGACGACGAGGCCCAGAAGAUGGUUAACAUGGCGGAGAAGGAAGACUUCAUGAGCGGCCGCAAGCUGGUGGCGGUGAUCAGCGACGCGGCGUCCACCGGCAUCAGUCUGCAGGCGGACCGCAGGGUGGCGAACCAGCGGCGGCGCUUCCACGUUACGCUGGAACUCCCCUGGUCGGCGGACAAGGCCAUCCAACAGUUCGGGCGCUCACACCGCUCCAACCAGGCAUCGGCGCCGGAGUACUGCUUGCUGGUCACCAAGUGCGGCGGCGAAUACAGGUUUGCGGGCGCAGUGGCCAAGCGCCUCACGUCCCUGGGCGCGCUGCUGCGGGGCGACCGCCGCGCGCUGGGCGCCAGCUCCGACCUCAAGCCCUACGACGUCGACAACAGAUACGGCGAGGCGGCUGUGCAGCGGGUACUGGAGUGCGUGGCCAGCGGGGUGCACACCGUGGCGGGAAGCAAGCCUGGCGAGCUGCCUUCCGAGCUGCUGCCCCCAGACGUGGCCGCCACGCCGCCGGGCAGCGCGGCCCGUCAGCGCGCCUUCCUGGCCCACAUGCAGCGCUGCCUGCGGAGCAUGGGACUGCUGGCAGCCACCAGCCUCCCCGGCGGUCACGUGGCGUACAGCGUGGAGCGCAAGGACCAGGCCACGGGCGUCCCCAAGUUCCUGAACCGGCUGCUGGGCUUGCCGCUGCGGGACCAGGAGCUGCUGUUCGGGUACUUCCUGGGCAUCAUGGACUCGCUGGUCAAGCAGGCCCGUUCCGCCGGCGACUACGACGAGGCCAUUGUGAACAUCGGGCACAGCGCCGUCAAGGUGGUGGCGCAGCACCAGGUGCACGUGGACACGCCGUCAGGCGCCACCACGCACUACAUGGAGUUAGAUGUGGACGACGGGCUGUCGUGGCCGGCGGCGUGUGCGGCGCUGGCGGCGGCGCGGGAAGACAUGGCAGCGGAGCGGGCGCCUGCGCGCAUCGUGAACAAGGUGGGUUUCUACGUGGCGCGCCGGAACGCCAACGUGGGCGGCACCGGGCACCCGCUGGUGGUGCUGGCCACCGCCAUGCGCCAGACCGUGCUGGGCAGCAGGCUGGCGCAGCGCUUCAGGAUCCAGCGCCCUAACCAGGUGAAGGGCUACAUGUUCACGCUGCACGAGCUGGAGGACAAGUACCGCAAGGUGGACGAGCAGACCGCGGAGCUGCACUGGGCCUUCUGGUACGCCUACCUGGACACCGGCUGCCUGCACGGCGGCGAGUGCGUGCGCCGCAAGCGGGACGGCCGAUGCAACUACGGCUCUCGGUUCUACCGGCUGCAUCUGGUCACCGGCGCGGUGCUACCGGUGCUGCGCAAGUUGUUCGACACCGUGCUGCGCGGCGGCGGUGGUGGCGGGCCCAACAGCAAGAAGCAGGCGCCGCGGGUGGUGCGCGCAACCAUCCGUGAGGAGCCGGCGGACCAGCGCGCGGGGCAGCAGCAUGGGGCGGUGGCGGCGGGCGGUCAGCUGCUGCUGGAGGGGCCGGAGGCGGAAGCAGCUGCUGGGGACAAGGACGGGAAGGAGGACGGCAGUGACGAGGUGGAGGAGGUGGUGGCCCCGGUGAAGCGCGAGGUAGAGCGCGCCCGUGCACGCAAGGGCCGGGCGCCCAGACCGGCCGCAGGCUCUGCCACAGCAACCGAAGCAGCCGCAGGCAGCAGUGCCGGCGCUGGGCCAAGUGCUAGCUGGGCUAACGGGACGCCAGGGCGCGGCGCCGGUAGCAUCCAGGGAGCUGGCACAAGUGCAGGUAGUCCAGGUCUGGCCGGGGCGGAUGCUGGCAGUGCGGCCGGGGUGGCAGGGGCUGCAGCGGUGCCGGGCGGCCACGCUCAUGCAGGGGUUGCGGGCGAGGGCACUCAAGACUCGCACACGCGCGUGGUGGUAGGGCUGAGCCUAACGGAGCGGGAUGCGGAGCAGUUCCUGCAGGCGGUCGUCAUGUGAGCUGGGUAGGGCGCGGCCUUGUGCGUGUUUGGGACGAGGUCAAAACGGGUUGAUGUGUUUGCUGGCGAGCGAGGGGACCAGCACCUGGAUUGGAAGGUUGCCGGUUGCCCGCACACGGGUAUGGCGCACACGGGUAUGACGCCGGCCUGGAGUGGGGCAAAAUCGUGUCCACACAUGUUUUUCCGCGGGACUGUGUGUGAGUUUGGCGGAGGGACCGCAGCAGCCGCAAGCCUCUGCUACUGCACCCCCAUUGCUCCGGCACAGUCAGCCGGCGUCCCAUCAACGGCAACUUGUAAGCUGCCUCUCCC